AUGAAGGUCCCAACAUUAUUCUUUUUGGCCUUCUUCGGUUUUUCAACAAUCGUACUUUCUCAAGAUUUUGGAGAAGUUUAUUGUGGAAGAAGACUUGCAACAGCUUUGGCUCUACUUUGUGACAACAGUUUGAUAAAAAGGUCCGAAAUGCAACAAAAUGUUGCAACGGAUACGAGAUGGCCGUGGCUUACCUCACAUAGAGCUCACAGUAUGGGUCGAAGCAAGAGGCAGGUGGUCUCCGAGUGCUGCGACAAGCCUUGCACUAUUAAUGAGUUAAUGUCUUAUUGUGGUGCCUUC
Molecule: messenger RNA, 297 nt
Organism: Brenthis ino (lesser marbled fritillary)
Lineage: Eukaryota; Metazoa; Arthropoda; Insecta; Lepidoptera; Nymphalidae
Source: the annotation of a GenBank genome assembly